AUGUACCCAUUCAGACCUGUAUCUCCAUUACGGUCAUUUUUCCGUAUCACAACAAUACCCUCCCCCACGCGAACCUACUUCAAUGCAUUGCGCAAUUCAAUCAAGAGUCCCUUCAAGCGUACAUCAAUUCGAUUCAACUCGACGUCUUCAUCAUCAGCAACUCACAAUGCCCAUGCUCCUCCACCACCAAGAGGAAAAAAACCACAGGGAAUCAAGGCGUUAAUGAAGGAGUACGGAUACCCUGCUUUGGCGGUAUACUUGGCCCUUUCAAUGAUUGAUUUACCCAUAUGUUAUGUCCUUGUUCAUUCAAUGGGACAAGAUAAGAUCCAAUAUUAUGAAAACAAGGUCAAACAGACAUUCGGAUAUGGUGUUAGUGAUGGUGAAUUGAAGCAUCAACAAGAAGUGCAAAAAAUUGAAGCUGGUAUUGAUGAAGAUGGUAAUGCAAACCAAAAGCAAGAAGAAGAAAAAGAAGCAGCAGCUAAAGCCAAUCAGAAUAUGUUUCAAUACAUUUUGAGUCAAUUUUCAUGGACUGAGUUUGCUAUUGCUUAUGGAUUACACAAGAGUUUAAUAUUCAUCAGAUUGCCAAUAACAGCGGCCAUAACUCCUGGUAUAGUUAAAUUGUUGCGUGGAUGGGGUUUUAGAAUUGGUACUGAUAAAUUGAGUACUACUGCCAAUUUAGCCAAGGACUUGGCCAAGAGUGGAUACAAGGAUAUCACUGCUAGCAGUGCUAAAUUUGGUACUAGACCGGGCAAGAGAAAAUGGUGGUGGUUCUUUUGA
Lodderomyces parapsilosis is the source of this 777-nucleotide messenger RNA. RefSeq names its product Nat2p (gene NAT2). The coding region runs from base 1 to 777 and encodes 258 amino acids. The record is from RefSeq and is a predicted model, not a curated record. The transcript has a single exon. Lineage: Eukaryota; Fungi; Ascomycota; Pichiomycetes; Serinales; Debaryomycetaceae. Gene Ontology annotation, cellular component: mitochondrion.